Messenger RNA from Carassius auratus (goldfish), 3420 nucleotides. RefSeq names its product homeobox protein XHOX-3-like. Gene Ontology annotation, biological process: regulation of transcription by RNA polymerase II. Lineage: Eukaryota; Metazoa; Chordata; Actinopteri; Cypriniformes; Cyprinidae. The coding region runs from base 1009 to 2271 and encodes 420 amino acids. Gene Ontology annotation, cellular component: nucleus. The transcript has 3 exons. The record is from RefSeq and is a predicted model, not a curated record. Gene Ontology annotation, molecular function: RNA polymerase II cis-regulatory region sequence-specific DNA binding; DNA-binding transcription factor activity, RNA polymerase II-specific.
GAGAGAGAGAGAGCUCUUAUUUCUUCCAACAGACGAGGGCGCACGAGGACAGCUUUGAUGAUGGUGUCACAACGGCCACACAAAUAGAGCGUCUGACGUCACUCUCCAACAUGCGUGUCCCAUCCACUCAAGGCGGUUGUGUUUAGAAGCGCUUGUAAAACGUCCCCGGAUUUCCCAUACGCUAAACGAGAGAAGGAGAACAUGGACGAAGACUGAUCAGAAAUGAGAAGAUGGUGAUGUAGGGCAUAGGUCUUUCUUCUUUCACGCUGCGCUGAAAGAAGAAAGGAUUUGGAACUUGUACACUUCAAAUUACGUAUGCUGGCGGAGAGACAGCCCUCAUCAUCUUUGGAAUAUUCCCAUUCAGUCUGACGUCUUCCAACGCGCGCUGACUGUGUUGAUCGGCGAAGAACAUGUGCUAAUAUAUUCCGAAAGGCUGCCAUUAUGACUCCCUUUUAUCCAAGUGGGCUCAAGACAGGGAGAUAAUAGAUAGGGUUUGACCAUAUCUGCGUUCUAUCACAUUAUUCAAACCUUGACUGUCCUGGUUAAUGGACAUUAGAUUUUUUUUUCAACCAUCAAAAAAGCCCUCAAACAUUUUUUCUUCUCUUUUGUGAGAAUAUUAUUUAACCAAAUCAUCUGUUCAGUGAAGCAAAAAUAAUACUGACAUUCUGGUUAUUAUUGGGUCUGCUGUGAGUCUCAAGAUCAGUUAAAAUAAGUAAACAAGCAGUGAAAGAAAUACAUGAAUAGUCAAACACUUUCUAUGACUCAACCAAAAAGUGUUGAAUUAUCUUUGUAACUUAAAUGUGUAAAUCGUUAAAGUUGGUGCAUCUUACAUGCUUGCAGUAUUUAGCUGGUGAUGUUUUGUGUUAUAGCCUUGAAUGCACCUCUAGUCUCUGCUAGACUAUAAUCUCCCGCUGUUUAUUCACUCUAAAUCGACGUGUGGCGUCACUGAGCCUUCUAUUAUGACGACUGCCCUAUUAAGAAUGACAGCGCGUGAGGAGAGAGAGGGCAAUGGUUAGCCCUCCCAGAGUUUGUGCAGCACUCUCGAGCGCUUACAUCGCACAGCUUCUCGUCUGCGUUUGCUGCUCCAAACUGUUUUACCAAGCUCCAGGAGAUCUGUCACUCUGCUCUCGUCUAACGGUUAUGGACAGCGCUAAGGACAUGCUGAUGCGCUCCGAGGGUGGUCAGUUCGGCACACUGUCUGCCAAAACUGGCUCUAAUUCGACAGAGGCUACUGGAGACCCCAUGCGCAAGCUACCGAACAAACCGAUUAACCAGAACAGCCCCGUGCCUUAUUCGCAAAACCUAGUGGAUGACACGACAAUGGGACAACGUAGCGGAAAGUACGGAGAUGUGUCACUUGCUAGCAAGCCUUCCGCACCGGAUAGAGACCUGUCAGACAUCCCUAACAAAGAUGCCAGCAGCUCAGAUGCGGAAUCAGACCUCUAUGAGGAAAUAGAUGUCAGCUGUACACCAGAAAGCAUGGAUUACCCGAGUGGACAAGGACUGGCAAUGGGCUCACCAAACCACGGUAAAGAUGUCGGUGUGGACAAUAAGAUGGGCUCAGGCCCUUGUGCUCUCAACUAUGGUUCUGACCAGAUGCGAAGGUAUCGAACCGCAUUCACGAGGGAGCAGAUAGCACGACUGGAGAAAGAGUUUUACCGGGAAAAUUACGUGUCAAGGCCACGUAGGUGCGAGUUGGCAGCUGCCUUAAAUUUACCGGAAACAACAAUAAAGGUUUGGUUUCAGAACCGUCGCAUGAAGGACAAGAGACAGAGGCUGGCUAUGACUUGGCCGCAUCCUGCCGACCCCGCCUUUUACACCUAUAUGAUGAGCCAUGCUGCAGCUACCGGCAGCCUGCCCUAUCCGUUUCAAUCUCACCUUCCUCUACCAUAUUAUUCUCCACUUAGCAGUGUGUCUGCAGGUUCAGCCUCUGCCACCGGGGGUCCAUUCUCCAAUCCUCUGCGCUCACUGGACAGUUUUCGGGUGCUAUCACAUCCAUACCCGCGUCCUGAGCUGCUGUGCGCCUUCAGACACCCAUCACUGUACCCCAGCCCGGGUCAUGGGCUUGGUCCCGGGGGAAGCCCAUGCUCUUGCCUCGCCUGUCACGCUGCCAGUCAGUCAAACGGGCUGCCACAUAGGUCCAACAACCCAGACUUCUCUUGUUCGCCCACUACCAGGACUGAGGCCUUCCUCACGUUCUCGCCAGCAGUCAUCAGCAAAUCAUCUGCAGUGUCUUUGGACCAGAGGGAGGAAGUGCCACUAACCAGAUAAGAUGACAGCAGGAGGCUACAGUUUCUUUGGGUACUAUCCGGAUCAGCUUUGGACACUCUGGCAGUAUUUAUAUGUCAUCGCAUGAACUACUCAAAGCAGCUCGCAAUCUGCUUUAGUUAAGUUUCGAAACUGGGGAUGUUUUCCAAAUAAGAAGCUAUAUGUUUUGCAGACGGAGUCUACUUAUACACUGUCAGGCCACGGACUUUUAAAUAAUCUUUGGAGAAAUUAAAUAUUGAUAACAGAGAUAUAAUAUUAACUCAAACACAUUUUAAGUACCACACCCUAUAAACAAAAAUGUGACAGGAGGACAGGAGACAAGCACAUUUAUUUGUAAAAAAUGACUGGAGGAUGGAGGAUAGCGCAAAAAAUCUAUCAUAAUUUACACUCUUUCAUACCCAUACAAAUUGACCCACAUGCAGUUUAUUUCACAUUAAAACGAUGUUUUUCAUCUAGCCUUUUAACAAGGGGAUUUGUUAACCGAGCACGGUUGGCUCAUUAUUCCUCCUCCGCGAACACCCGGUCCCGGUAGCACACCGAAAUGUGCAGAUGCGAGGGAAAUUAAGGAGUGAUGUAUUCGGAAGGGAGAAAUUUUGAAUGUUGAAUUAAUGAUAAUGCUGCACGCUCAGAGACUUGUCUGCCAAACCGGUAACAAGGCGCCAGGGGAGCGGAUUAAGAAGCUCCAUGCGAGGCUUGCUGGCUUGACGGGAGAACAUGCGCUAGAGAUCCAUUGGACAAUCACAUGCGGCAAAUUGGGGCAAGCCAGAGAUGCCUGUCUUACCCGCACACCGUCAGCUGAAUACCCCCAUCCCGGAGCGUCUCUUCCCGGCCUUGCUGUUGGCUUCACCUUCACACGGAGACACAAAAUACAAAUAAACACACAACUUAAAUGAUUACUCAAGCUUAAAUGACGCUAUUUAUGGACAUCAUCAGACGUGGCAUUAUUUAUUGAUUUAUUGACCACAAUGUUUUAACAUUUAUGUAUUUUGAGUUCAACUGCUGCAUCAAGUUUUUUUUUAUUAUUGUACAGUUUACGUAGGCUAAUUCCUACUCUGCUCAUUUAUAUAGGUUGAUUUCAGGUUUUGGAAAAUGUGCGAAAAUGGGUCAGCAGUGUUCUGAUUGAAUUCAAUUUAAUAAUAAACUAUUUCAAAA